Alosa alosa (allis shad) is the source of this 2222-nucleotide messenger RNA. RefSeq names its product Wnt-activated inhibitory factor 2 (gene tpbgl). Gene Ontology annotation, biological process: negative regulation of canonical Wnt signaling pathway. Lineage: Eukaryota; Metazoa; Chordata; Actinopteri; Clupeiformes; Clupeidae. Gene Ontology annotation, cellular component: plasma membrane. The transcript has a single exon. Gene Ontology annotation, molecular function: protein binding. The record is from RefSeq and is a predicted model, not a curated record. The coding region runs from base 182 to 1342 and encodes 386 amino acids.
UCACUCCUGUCAUCAGCUUCGGGAACGUAAAACUGCUACGGCACAACACAAGCCUCCUAUCGCUUGUAGUUGUUUAUAGGCUACUCCGGUUUUUGUCGGGACGGUCUUUGGUGGCGUGCGCGACACUGGUGGGGCAAGUUGCGGUGAAGUGAGAUACUGUUGAGUAGAGUGGAAUCUAUUAAUGAUCGCUGAUCUUUUAAAUUCAACGCUGGGUGCUGCAGGAUACAGUGGCUACUUGGGAACUCAGAAGGACAGCGUCUGUUUCUCCAAUGUGAAAAUGGGAUGUACAGCGACAUGGUUUUUUAACCCGAGAGGUUUUGAAGCGUUUUGUCCUCUUAAAAAACUAUGUAUUUGUGCCGCUUUGUUGGGCACAGUUCUACUACGAGUUAACGCGGAGAACUGUCCAUGGUCCUGCUCUUGUAUCAACAGCACGGCGACGGUGUCCUGCCUAGAUUCUCAAGAGACCGAGAUACCUGGGGACAUACCACCGUGGGUUAACGUUUUAAUUCUUAGGGGCAACAAUGUCUCCACGUUACCUGAAUUCGCGUUUACCUCCAAUGGGACCGAACUGGAGCUAGUCACUUUGCUUAUGUCUCAUAACAACAUUCAAACAAUUGAACCCUAUGCAUUUUGGGGACUUCCUCGCCUUCAGCUGUUGGAUUUAAGUCAUAACCGACUCGUUGCUAUAUCCGAAAUGGCUUUCUAUGGGUUGGAAGGGCUGCGGUAUCUGCACCUGAAUGACACCCUCACAGCUUUUGGCGCAAGACAGUUGUCCAGCGCGCUGUCCACUGAAAGUCUCCGCAACCUCCACACGCUGGAGUUGUCAGGGAACAGACUGAAAACUGUUCCCUUGGCAAGACUUGAUACACUUGAUUUACACGCUCUCGUGUUGACUAACAAUUUCAUUGAGGUAAUAGGUAAAGAGAACGUCACAAAUUUUAACGAGUUCGGGAACCUUAACGUAUUCCUGGCUCAGAAUCCGUUUAGAUGCACCUGUGACAUCGAGGCGUUUUACCACUGGCUAAAAAACUCGUCUCAGUGCCCAGACUCGCACCGCCUGCUGUGCGCUCAGCCGGACGGGAAAAGGGGGAUCCCGGUGGAGAAACUUCACCGCGAGGACGUGGAUUGUCGAAGCGCGGAGUUAGAGGCAGUUUCCUAUGUCUUUCUAGGCAUAGUUCUUGCUCUGAUUGGAGUGGUGUUCUUGAUGGUGUUGUAUUUAAACAGAAAGGGUAUCAAACGAUGGCUAAACAACAUUCGCGAAGCUUGUCGAGAUCAAAUGGAAGUGUACCAUUAUCGCUACGAGCAGGAUUCGGACCCAAGGUUGGCCAACGUGGCGGUCUGAGGCUUGGCCAACCUCCCUCCUCCGCCACAAUGACAUUUCGACCAGCGAUAGAUACUGUAUAGGCCCUAAUAUUUUCACUCAUCACAAAGGGACGCUAAUCUGUAGCUUUAGUGGCCUGCUUGCCGAACACAUUCCUGGUCAGAAUUGUCACACUAGAAGUGUUUGUCGACAUGGACUUAGACUUACUUCAAAACAUGGUCAAAUACAAAACAUGGUCAAAUAGUUGCGCAGUCUUAUACAUUAAACGUAACAUCUGUUACAGCUGAUCAAUGUCUGAUUAAACCAUCAUGCAAAGGUAUAGUUAGUAUUUACAAAGUUUUGUAUAGUCUCUCCAGUCAUUAGUAGAGCAAACUGAAUAUUUGGUGACCUGAAGCACAUUGUGGUAAACCAGAGCAGUGUAACAUACAGUGCUGAUGAGUAAACGUGAGAGCACAUGAGAGGUGUAGUGGGGGGCGGGUCAAAAACAUAGUGACAUGUAGAAACCAGAGGGGCUGUCGGUAGCAUCGUGGUUAAGAAGCUGGGCUGGCAUGCAGUAGCCUGAAAAGUUGUGGGUUCAAUUCCCGGCACCCACCUUUUUGCCUCUGAGCUAGGCACCUAUCCCCAGGUUGCUCUGGGGCUAAUGUCAUCCCUUGUAAUAUAAUUGACAUAAGUUACCUUGGAUAAAAAGUGUCUGCUAAAUUAAUACAUGUAAAUGUAAACCAGUGCCAACAAAUCUCUAUGACAGGUGACAAAAUAUUAAGUUGCUUAGAAUGUUUUUGUAAUUGUUGUUGUCAUGACAGACCUUCCCAUGAAACAGUGUGAAAAAUUUGACAAAGUCCAACAGCUCUUUCAACUGCUCUAAGUUGUAAGCCUGCUGCAUCUAACGACUGUGUAUAUUCAA